GGGCGGGGCUUAGCGGCUCUUCGCUAAGCCACGCCCGAAAAUCGCUACAGACCAGUCGUGGUUUAGCAGCAACUGCUUUCGAGCGACCGCAAAACAUGCCAAAGCGUUGUGCAUAUUUAUUGUGCAAAUCUGACACCAGGUAUCCUAAAAGACUGGACGGCGUGGUGAAAUUUUUUCCCUUCCCGAAACCCAAAACUCAAGGGGAGAAAUGCCGGGCUUGGAUCAGGCAGUGUGGGAGGCCGCAUUCACAACUAAACGUCGACAGGAUCAACAAAAACACCUACAUUUGCUCCAAGCAUUUUGUUAACGGACAACCUACCCCUGAGUACCCCAAUCCGAUCGCAGCUCUCCCGGGGUUAGAUCUAAGGAGGGAACCUCAGGAGCCUUGCAGUAGGACUCCAAAAAAAGAGGAGCCAGAACCUCAAAGUCAGCAGGAAGCCAGCACCUCAAACUCCACAGUGAACACAUUUCACAGUACAUCACAACAGAGUGGCUCCAGCUAUGAAGAACAUGAUAUGGGUGACCAUGGAGAGGAACUGAAAACCCUGCAUGAAGAAUUAGCCAAUCAGAAACCGGACAUCUUAAAUCUGAAGCUUGAAAUCAAGACAGAAGAUGUCUAACUCCAUCAUCUUCAAAAGGAACUUCCGAAUCCACGCUCCUGAGAUGCUUUAAACCCUGAGAUUUUGAAGCAAACUCAUGUGUACUUCUGCACAGGGGUUUCAUAUGAACAGUUUAACAGCUUGUGUCAAUUUUUUAACAUUCCAGCUGGUUCAAGUGCACAACAAACAAACAUUCCUCUCUCAUACAAAUGUAUCAAUUAUGACAUCGAAAUUUUUAUGACAUAAUUAUGACAUUUUUACUGACCUUAAUGAAGUUAAGGCAAAAUUUUUACCACAAAGACCUGGCCUUCAGAUUUAAUAUCCAUGUACCGAGUGUCAGCACACUGAUCAACUCCUGGGUGGACUAUAUAUAUAUAGUUGAAGUCAGAAUUAUUAGCCCCCCUUUGAAUUUUUUUUCUUUUUUAAAUAUUUCCCAAAUUAUGUUUAACAGAGCAAGGAAAUUUUCACAGUAUUUCCGAUAAUAUUUUUUCUUCUGGUGAAUUUUUUUUUUUAGAAUAAAAAAAAGAAUAAAAGCAGUUCUUCAUUUUUUAAACACCAUUUUAAGGUCAAAAAUUAUUAGCCACUUUAAGCUAUUUUUUUUCCGAUAGACUACAGAACAAACCAUUGUUAUACAAUAACUUGCCUAAUCACCCUAACCUGCCUAGUUAACCUAAUUAACCUAGUUAAACCUUUAAAUGUCACUUUAAGCUGUAUAGAAGUGUCUUGAAAAAUAUCUAGUCAAAUAUUAUUUAGUGUCAUCAUGGCAAAUAUCAACAAAAUCCGUUAUUAGUAAUGAGUUAUUAAAACUAUUAUGUUUAGAAAUGUGUUGAAAAAAUCAUCUCUCCAUUAGGCAGAAAAUAGGAAAAAAAGUAAACAGGGGGGGCUAAUAAUUCAGGGAGGCUAAUAAUUCUGACUUUAACUGUAUAUGACAGUAUUUGGCCACACAGGGAUGUUAUUUCUGAGAACAUGCCUGCUAAAUUUGAGGAAGAAUUUCCAAAUACAUUUGCCAUCUUAGUCUGCACUGAACUUGAGAUUCAGAGACCAAGCUUGUUAGUGUUGCAGAGUCAGACUUGCUCCACCUACAAGUAUACUAACACCCUUAAGUCCCUAGUGGCCUGUGAUCCACGAGGUGGAGUCAUUUAUGUGUCUGCCCUUUUCACUGGAGCAAUUUCUGACAAAGAGAUUUUCAAUGAGUGCAACAUCCUUUACAUUUUGAAGGAGUACAUUAAGUGUGGCUAUCUCGAUGUAGGCGAUGGCUUGAGGGUUGAUAAAGGCUUUCUAAUAGAGAAGGAAGUUGAGGAGAUUGGUUUGCCACUCAGAUGUCACAUGCAGAUGUUGAGAUGAACCAAAGAAUAGCCGAGCACAGGGUUCAUGUUGAAAGAGCUAUUGCAAAGAUAAAGAAGUUUAAAAUUGUGUCUGGCCAAACCCUGAUUUCCCGGCUUGUGAACAUAAAUCAGUAGCAUUGUGGCGCAGUGGGUAGCACAAUCUGCAAGAAGGUCGCUGGUUCUGGGUCAGUUGGGAUUUCUAUGUGGAGUUUGCAUGUUCUCCCUGUGUUGGUGUGGGUUUCCCCCGGAUGCUCCGGUUUUCCCCACAUAUCCAAAAACAUGUGGUAUAGGUGAAUUGGGUAAGCUAAAAUUGUCUUUGGUGUAUGUGUGUGAAUGAGUGUGUAUGGAUGUUUCCCAGUGAUGGGUUGCAGCUGGAAGGGCAUCCGCUGCGUAAAACAUAUGCUGAAUAAGUUGGUGGUUCAUUCCACUGUGGUGACCCCUGAUUAAUAAAGGGACUAAGCUGAAAAAAAAUGAAUGAAUGGACAUAAAUCAAAUAUGGUAUGUAACCAGCAUGCUGUCUAACAGCCACAUAUAAUCAAAGAUUAAGGUUGUCUGUGUGCUGAAGAGCUGAGGGGUCAAGGAACAUCAUGCUAACGUGGUGCUGUCCUGCACUGCCCUGUACAUACUGUUGAGUGAAUUUUAUAUAACGCGCACAAUAAAGAACAUGUACUUUAA
Messenger RNA from Danio aesculapii, 2599 nucleotides. RefSeq lists its product as uncharacterized. Lineage: Eukaryota; Metazoa; Chordata; Actinopteri; Cypriniformes; Danionidae. The coding region runs from base 96 to 620 and encodes 174 amino acids. The record is from RefSeq and is a predicted model, not a curated record. The transcript has 4 exons.